Molecule: messenger RNA, 1455 nt
Organism: Exaiptasia diaphana
Lineage: Eukaryota; Metazoa; Cnidaria; Anthozoa; Actiniaria; Aiptasiidae
Product: replication stress response regulator SDE2
Exons: 6
Coding region: 58-1188 (376 amino acids)
Cellular component (GO): nucleus
Source: RefSeq, a predicted model, not a curated record
ACCAAGACGAAUAUCGAGAGRUUUUUUAUACUGAAUUUCCUCUUUUAUUCCCUCGAAAUGUCUGCGUUAUUGUACUCACCGACAGGCUCUUCUUGUUUUAUAUCUUCCUUUGAUAAAUGGAGAAAAGAUGAAGUCCUGCAAUUGCUGUCAAACAUGAAUGGACAACCUUUUUGUGMAGAUAGCGUGUAUUUUGUUUUAAAUGGACGACUAGUUGAUUCGAACCAGCAAGAAAUGACCAUCUCUGAUAAGGACGUUCUUCGCGUUCACUCUCGCCUCGUCGGAGGAAAAGGUGGAUUUGGCUCGAUGUUGAGAGCGAUUGGUGCUCAGAUUGAGAAAACAACGAGUAGAGAAGCUUGCCGUGACCUCAGUGGAAGGAGAAUGCGAGAUGUAAAUGAUGAGAAAAAAAUAACAGAAUGGGUUGCCAAGCAGGCCGAUAGAGAACGUGAACUAGCAAAACAAAAACAAGAGAGACUCGAAAAACGAAGAGCAAUGCCAAAACAUAACUUUGAUGAUCAAACAUACACAAAAGAAAUCCAGAAAAAUCUGGAAAGGAUAGAUGACGCUCUGAAGCAAGGAUUAAAAGCUUCCACGUCUACAUCAACGACAACAUCAGCAACAAAGCGAAAAGGUCCAGACAGAGAUGAGAUUCCAAAGAAACGGAAAAUGUGGAUGGAUGAAGAACUUGAUGAUAGUGAUGAAGAAUUCAACACAAGUUCUAUUGCUGGUCCCUCAACAAGCAGCACAAGUACACAUACAUCAACCUCAACUAGCAUAGAUACAGUUCUCACAGAGCCUGGUCCAUCAAGCAGUAAACACUCAAGUGAGCAAGAAUCCGAACCCUUAAAGAAAACAUCACCUACACCUGAAUCAACACAAACAAGUUCUUCAUCUUCAAAUGCUGAUGAGGAUGAAAUGGUAAAGGGAGUGGAAARAGAUGAUAAAACUGAAGAGAAGACAAAAGAAAACAAGMCAUUUUGUUUAGAUGACUACAAGUCUGCUGAAGAAUUAGAGUCYAUUGGAUUAGAUGCCUUAAAAGAUCAGCUUAUGGGUCUAGGGCUAAAGUGUGGUGGWACAUUACAAGAAAGAGCACUUAGGUUAUUUUCCACAAAGGGAAAGUCUUUGGAUAAACUUGACCCUGCUUUGUUUGCAAAACCCAGCAAAGGAAAGAAGAAACAAAAGAAAAAGUAAACACAAACUUUGAGUUUUGUUAUUUGUUGAAAUGUAUGUCAUUACAGUGUCGAUGUCCUUUGCUUUGGAAUUCCUUGAGUUUUAAUAAGAAAUGAAGAACAAUCUAUARUGCAUUGUACAGUAAGUGUUCUUUUAUUUCCAACAGUAGCACUAUAACACUAGCAGUGGUUUUAAUUUUGUUUAUAAUUCUUUGGAUAAUGUACAAUUUGUUUCUGAUUUAACUUUUAACAGCUUCAUUUAGCAGAAUAAAUAUAAACAAUUAUAGUC